Molecule: messenger RNA, 2552 nt
Organism: Acipenser ruthenus (sterlet)
Lineage: Eukaryota; Metazoa; Chordata; Actinopteri; Acipenseriformes; Acipenseridae
Product: zinc finger and SCAN domain-containing protein 2-like
Exons: 3
Coding region: 322-1950 (542 amino acids)
Biological process (GO): regulation of transcription by RNA polymerase II
Cellular component (GO): nucleus
Molecular function (GO): RNA polymerase II cis-regulatory region sequence-specific DNA binding; DNA-binding transcription factor activity, RNA polymerase II-specific
Source: RefSeq, a predicted model, not a curated record
UUCAGCAGGGGGCGCCAAUCUGUUAUCGUGACGUCUCCAUGACAGCAGGAAGAGGAAGUGUGUGCUGGGUUGUUUACAGUGUGUGUGUGGGACUGUGGGGGGUUGUUUAGCUGCAGCAAUAGAGAAGUUGAAUUUAUCUGCAUGAUUUGUUUACUGAGCAAGCAAAGCAGAUAUUGUAUUGUUACAGUAAUUCGCUGUGUUAGUGCUACUUGCUGGCUAAGUCAAGUGCUGACUGAAUAACAAAGAGAGGCUCCCAAUAUUAUUCAUAAUAAAAGCGUGAAUACAGAAAGGAUAUCAGUCUCAAGCUAACAGUCAGUGAAGAUGGACGUCAGUGUCUCCGUGUCGUUCUUUCAAGACGAGCUCGCCUCUACCAUCGAGCACGCAGUGAAAGCGGCUGUAGACACCGUCUUGUGCCAAAUCACAAAAGUUGUCGGCGGCAAAUUCACUGAAUUCCGAAUGGAAAUGGCUGGAAAGGAGAAAGAGAAUGAAAGUCUGAAGCUGAGAUUGGAAAUAUCAGAGAGCGAGUUGAAAGCAGUGCGGGAAUGCAUGAACGCUGCAGAUGCAGACAUUAAACAACCUCUCAGAAACAUGAACCCCGACUGCAAUGAACAAGACUUUCAGAGGAACGAGAACCAGGGGUUAUUCAUCAGAGUUCAAGAUAAUAAAGAGAGGCAGGCUUUCAUUGAAGCAGAUGAGGAGCCAAAGGUUGAAGCUGUUUACACACAAGAGGGGAUCUUUGAUCAUGAACAGUGUGCAAGUUUAAUGCAGGAUACAGAGCAGACGUCUUUGGAAGGUAAAGAAGCCCCAAGACUCGAGCCUGUCCACAUUAAAGAGGAGGCAACUGAACUGGAGCCUGUCAACAUUAAAGAGGAGGCACCUGAACUGGAGCCUGUCCACAUUAAAGAGGAGGCACCUGAACUGGAGUCCAUUUUCAUCACAGGGGAAAUUUGUAAAGAAAGUAAAGUCAAUAUACUGGACGAGAAUAUAGUUAAGCUAGGCUCUAGCCAUUGUGUUUAUUGUCCACCUGAAUUGGUCCACAUGAAACACAAUCAGUCUGUCUCUGAAGACGCUUGUUCUAGUGUUGGAGAAGAGGGCACUGUGCUGGGGUCCAUUCAGGUGGAACGUCACACCCCUGAAGAUGGAAAGGAGGAAGGAGCAAUGCCAUGCACUAGCAGCACAACAUCAGAUAUAGGAAGACACAACUCCACUCCUGAACCCCAGGGAAAAAUGCAGUACAAGAAACACAGAGAGUCAUCACCCCCAGAUGAAUAUGUGAAGAAACUGAGAACGUCCUCAGUUCAAAAUCUUUCUGUACAAGAUAGCAGAUCACUUAGUCUGGGUUAUAUAGUGACUUCACGUCCUGAGGCUGUUAACAAUUCUGCAACCCAGGGCAACUUCAUUCCCCUAAAAACUCCCCAGCAGAUUCCUUCAGAGCAGAUCUUCUAUCACUGUACUGAAUGUGGCACCAAUUUCAGUGACCUGGGAAACCUGAAAGCACACCAACAGAUUCACAAAGAACAGAAACCCCAUCACUGUACUGAAUGUGGAAAAAGCUUCAGAUGGGUAAGUGGGCUUACAACUCAUCAGCGUAUUCACACAGGAGAGAAACCCUAUCUGUGUACUGAGUGUGGGAAGAGUUUUAAUAAGAAAUGUAGCCUUCAAACACACCAGCUAAUUCACACGGGAGAUAAACCGUUUCACUGUGCUGAUUGUGGGAAGAGAUUCAGAGGUUCAAAGGACUUAAAACUACACCAGCGAAUUCACACUGGAGAGAAACCCUAUCAGUGUCCUGUAUGUGGGAAGAGUUUCAGUUGGAGAAGCAACCUUAGAAUACACCUCAGAAUCCACACAGGAGAGAAACCUUUUGAGUGCACUGAGUGUGGGAAGAGAUUUGUAGACUCAAAUAAUCUAAAGAGACACCGUCGAAUUCACAGAGAUUUAGUCCGUUAGGACACUUAAAAAAAAAAACUAUUCAGUUUACAGAAUGAAAGCACCUCAAUCACACCAGAAUACCAGCACAGACCCAUGUGUAUCUCUGUCAGAAUACCAGCACAGACCCAUGUGUAUCUCUGUCAGAAUACCAGCACAGACCCAUGUGUAUCUCUGUCAGAAUACCAGCACAGACCCAUGUGUAUCUCUGUCAGAAUACCAGCACAGACCCAUGUGUAUCUCUGUCAGAAUACCAGCACAGCACUUUUUAUAAUGUGGACAUUUGCAUAAGGAAUGAACGGAGCAAUAACUGAACAGUCCGUGUACGAUGGAGUCUGAACUACCAAUACAACCUCUCAUUAAAUAUCACUCUAAAAUGCCUUCUAACUCUCCAUGUUUCUACCUUCACCAAAGCCUUUCUCUCCUAAAUCUACAUAUGAAUGGAGCAAUAUUACUGAACUGUCUGCGUCUCGCUUUGUUGUUUUUGAAAGAUGCUGUGCCUGUGCUCCAGUCGAGCUGGCAGUCUGUGAUUGGCUCUCGGCAGUUGCAGGUACAGGAUUGGUUGCUUUCGUCGAUGCAUUGUUUGGCUGAUUUUGGUGGAUAAUAAAAUUCCUUUGGACCAA